Messenger RNA from Ctenocephalides felis (cat flea), 348 nucleotides. RefSeq names its product metallothionein-3. The transcript is spliced from 2 exons. Bases 89 to 253 code for a protein of 54 amino acids. The record is from RefSeq and is a predicted model, not a curated record. NCBI's taxonomy places the organism in Eukaryota, Metazoa, Arthropoda, Insecta, Siphonaptera, Pulicidae.
CUCUAGUUCUACAAGGACAAACACCUGUCUUCAGAUAAAAAAUAAUUAGUGUUUUUGUGUUUUUUAAUAAACGACAUCGAGCUUCAAAAUGCCUUGCGGAGGAUGUGACAGCAACUGCCAAUGCCAAUCUGGCUGCUUCUGUGAUGGCUGCAAAUGUGGACCUGGUUGCAAAUGCAUGACCAAGGGACAACAAGGAAAAUCCCAGGCUGGAAAACCAGUAUCCACCGAAUCCAACAAAGCCAAUAAUGAAUGAAAAUUACAAGGAAAAAUGAUAUACAAAAAUAUUCCUCUAAAUAUGAAAUAGUAACGACAAGAGCUUUGCACUUUUGGAAACAAAUCAAUUUAUUC